Odontomachus brunneus is the source of this 1589-nucleotide messenger RNA. Its product is annotated as odorant receptor 4-like. The coding region runs from base 236 to 1390 and encodes 384 amino acids. The transcript is spliced from 7 exons. Gene Ontology annotation, biological process: sensory perception of smell; detection of chemical stimulus involved in sensory perception of smell. Lineage: Eukaryota; Metazoa; Arthropoda; Insecta; Hymenoptera; Formicidae. Gene Ontology annotation, cellular component: plasma membrane. The record is from RefSeq and is a predicted model, not a curated record. Gene Ontology annotation, molecular function: olfactory receptor activity; odorant binding.
AUUUCGGACGAAUGCUGCCUCGCAAUUACGUUUCGUUUCCGACGUCGCAUUCCGAGAGACAAUGAGGAAACUCGCACAACCGGUUUAUUAAUCUUGCAGGAAAAUUGAUACGUUGUUUGUACGUUUUUGUACGGUCGACUUUUCUCUCCUAUUCGACGGAAAGUUUACUUCGAGGCAACCACGAGGCUUUUGCGCUCAGUCUAUUAUACACACGCAUUGAAAGCACGCACGAGUUAUGCACGCAACGGAAUUCGAUCAAGCAUUCAAAAUAAUAUCGUGGAACAGGCGGUUAUUAUCCACGAUGGGUAUAUGGCCUUUGAAAGUGAGUCGGCCACGACUCAUCUUCUUCUGCGGCUACAUGAUAAUUCACUGCACUAUGGGAGUGGGUCAUCUAAUCAAGUAUUUCAGCCAGCCGGAAUACAUCGUCGCCAAUUUAGCGGACAACGUUCUGUUCGUGAUGAUAAUAGGCAAGAUGCUCAUAUGCGACCGAAGCCGUGGGAUAAUGGUUGAAUUUUUGAACGACAUUCAGCCUGAUUUCUCGGUGAAGAGUUACAGCAGCGCACGGGAGAAGACGUUGUACCUGCGCUACAACGAGUUCGCGCUCUUAUUCAUCAGGGUGUCGAUAGGUAUGGCCUCAUUCACGGCCACGUUGUACUACAUUCGAGGGUUUCUCGAAAGCUGGAGCAAAAUACCUUCUAGUAAUGCUUCGUACGAAUUACCGUAUCGGACCUAUCCUUUCUUCGACAUCCAGGAUAUGACCACCUACUUCUGUAUAUGCGCCUAUCAGAUCAUUGCCGUGCCGGUGGUAGUGUGCGGCUAUUCAGCACCGGAUUCCUUUGUGCUCAGCAUGGCCCUACAUGUUUGUGGCCAACUCGCCGUUUUGUCGUGCAGAAUUGAAGAUUUGUUGAAAGAUCACGUGAAUUAUAAUCGUCACAUCCGUACUAUCGUAAUAAGGCAUCGUCAGUUAAUAACAUUAGCAGAGAUCUUGGAAAGUAAUUACAAUAUGAUAUUUCUUCAACAAACUUUGGGGACCGUUUUCUUGCUCUGUUUAACUACGUAUCACAUGCUCGCGAAUUCGGAACAUGGCGAUAAUACCAACAUGGUGAGUUUCUUGUUUUACACUUGCUGCGUAGUCAGCACAAUCCUCGCAUACUGCUAUAUAGGAGAAUGCCUCAUUACUGAGAGCGUCAAAUUGCGCGACACUUUUUACAACACUGAUUGGUACAAUAAUCCACCAUCGUGCGCAAAAAUGCUUAGCUUUUGUAUGACUCGAUCCGAGAAACCGUUGGUGUUGACUGCCGGUAAAUUCUGCAUGUUAUCUUUGAAUACAUUCACGAGUAUAGUGAAAACUUCGAUGGCGUACUUGUCUAUGUUGCGUCAAUUUAUGUGAGUAACCUUCGCCCUGAAAUACCUUGCAUCUACUUCUCGUUUCGAUGAUGUACAGAGAAUACGUCGAAAUAUAUAUUUAUGGGACAAAUGUAUAAACAAUGAAAUUAUUAAUUAUACUAAUAAUUGAUGAAUUUAAUGUUAAAUAAAAGUCUUAUACUGAUAAUAAUCUUCGAGACAUGUCUGUGUAUUCGACUGCAAUG